Molecule: messenger RNA, 3910 nt
Organism: Microstroma glucosiphilum
Lineage: Eukaryota; Fungi; Basidiomycota; Exobasidiomycetes; Microstromatales; Microstromataceae
Exons: 4
Coding region: 75-3506 (1143 amino acids)
Source: RefSeq, a predicted model, not a curated record
CCGGAAGAUGAGCCGAUGUCACUACUCAGGGACACGGGGAACACACUACACUGCCGCACCUCCUCGGUCUGCUGAUGACAACCUUUGGUACUCGUAGAGCCACAAGCCUUCAGCCAAGUUCCUCCUUCGACUCUCAUAAUACACCCUCAUUCCCGAGUAGCUCCCUCGCUCCUGUCCAAUCCCAGAACGAGGUACCACAAAGGCCCACCUUUGCAAGGACUGCGUCCGCCUCUUCCUUUGCCGCCACUAGCGGUCGGCGCCGCGACACCAGCAGGCUUCCUAUCCCAGAGGUGGUCAUAGAAGUCGACGCCUCCAGCCACGAGCUACGCAGACCGAGACCAUUCGGCCGUACGCAGAGUCUGAACACAGCUGGUGGAGCCAUGACGCAACGCAGCGACUCGUUCAAUAUCCGCGAGUGGAUGAACACCUCCUCGCCUCUGACCUCGCUUCCCAGCACCUCCAGUGGUCGGGCGAGUAGCUCACAGGUGAAGAGGGCGCCGACAAAGUCGCCCUCGCCUCCGAAGAAGAAGCGGGAGAGCGCAACUCCUCCUGCGAAGGCUACUUCGAGUAGGCUCAAGAGGGCCAUUUCCGAGGACGUCUUUGAUAGCUCAGAAGAGGACGACAAGGCACUACUGGCUUCUUUUAGCGACUCGGAUGACAGUCUUGCAGAUCUCACCUUGAAGUAUCCGUCUUCAAGAAAGGCUGGGAAAGCGCGAGCAUCCACCAGCCCUGCCCCUCGGAAACCACAGCUGAAUGCAAGGCCAAGUACGUCGCGCAAGACUCUUGAAUCAGACGCUAGCGAGGUAGAACCCUCCGAGGAGGAGGAGGAGGAGGUCAAUACAGAUACCAGUCCCUCAAAAUCCACCAGAGGAUACGGAGUCAAGCACAAGCCCUACGUCUUCAAGCCAAGCCUCCACCAACCAAAUCGGCCUGCCCCACCCACGGCCACUUUUGCACAGAAGGCCGGUAUUGUUCCCCCAUCUGGCAAGACUGGGAAAUUCAGUAUCGACUCUUUGCUCAAGGAGAAGAAGCGGCAAGGCAAAAGGGGAACAGACGCCAAAGGAUUGGGGCUACUGGAUGCGGCUACUGCCAAGUGGGAUGAGCAGCCCGUUCAGCCUAGCGGCGUUGAUAGGGAGGCUAUGAAGAAAUUGAAUGAUGCGUACGUAGCCCGAGCUACAGAAGGACUGGGGGAAGAUGGAGACGAGGCUGCCUCGGAAGACGAAGAGGAUGAGCGAGAAGAGCUCAGUGAAGACUCUGGAGAUGACUACAAUGCGUUACACUUCUUCGAAGACAAUCCUGACGAUGUUGGGACAACCGGAGAAGGAGCGGAUAACAUUGCCCUCAGUGCUCGAAGCGAACAUCUCAUGCUCAGUCUGGCUGCAGAGGAGGGCGAUGAGGAUCAGCAAAAGGCACUUGUGAAGAUCCUGGCACGCGAUCGAGCUGCUACUCGCAAGCGAGGAGGGAAAGGUAGAGCAGAUGGCCAAAAGAAAGACGAGCUUGCCUUUUGGAGACGAGGCAGGGUCAACAAACCUCCUGAAGUUCUGCCUCUACAAGCCCCACAGGGCGUGAUCGAGAAGAGCUUCAACGAGGCUCUGUUCUUAUCUGCAAGUCAUCUAUCUGCCUUCCUGAGAUCCCGAGUCCUGUCGCACUCGCAACCAGGCUCAGUGGAUAUGGUCACCUCUCUGCUGUACCUCAGUAUCCUUCAUGGAAACCUCGACGUCGCCGGUGCCGCUCUCAGCAGUGCGGAAGAUCUGCUGAGAAAGUGGCCUGCAAAAUCAGCGCCAGAACUUGGUGCCGCGAUCCGCUCUCUGCUGAUGAGGGCGCUGUGGCUGAUGGGCGCCGAGGUGGGAGUGAAUGAGCCGAAUGGGUCAGAGGCUAAGUCUUCGCUAGCUGAGUCAACGGUCCUGACUGCCCAACAUCGAGGGAAGCUAGUGUAUCGCUACUUGCGGACUAUCGAGGCGGUAUUCAGUGCUCAGUCUCAUGACAGGGAGUUCUUCGGCGCAUCGGAGCUUGCGUCGAUACUCGGCUACGUCCAUGCGAUGGCGUGUGAUCCUGCCUCUUACGGCCCUGCUACAUUGAGUCAGUUCCAGCAGGUCAUGGAGGCUGGGAUAGAGAAGCUUCAGUGGGCGUCUUUCAAAAGCUGGGCACACCUUCUUGAUGCCAGCAGCAAGAACGGAGUCAAGGCACUAAGCUAUGCGGCUCUCCUCAGGACUCUGCAAGCUUUUCCCAACUCCUCAAGUAAGAGUCGCGUACUGAGACGCAGUCGAGCUCUCUCAGCCCUAUUCGGCAAAGACGAGCCUCCCACACCCAUCUUCCGCGGCCUCAAAACCCUCGCCUCGACUCUCUCGAGCGACGAUCCCGCCCGGAACCCCUUCUACAUCUACCCACCUUCUUCGGCGAUACAGACCAACUACGCCGAGCUUAAUGCAAAGGUGGAGCUGCUCGCCAUCGCGUUCAGCGAUCUGGCUUUGCAGCUGUGUGAGCCAGGGUCUGUAGCCUCAGCAGCUAGUAUAGAGACGAGUGCCUCGGCUCCAGGUGAAGCAGAAGCAGACGUAUCGAUGGAGGAAGCGAAGAGUCGCCCGCAUGUGAUGAUCAAGCAAGAUAGCGAGCAGUCAGUCAAUGACCUUCUUGCCAGCAAGUCCGCAGACUAUGGCACUGCAUCUGCCAUCACUGCGACUGCGCCUCCCACUGCUACACCAGCCACGAGCAAAUUGUCAUCCUCGUCCGGCCCCACACUCAAGCCGAACCGAGCCUUCCGUCUCGCCCUCCAGCCCUACAAGAGCGACCAGAAUCUGCUGCGACUCUUCAGUCUCACCCCUUCCUCUUUCUCUUCCAACGGUGCGACUCAGGAAGACCUACUCUCGGCCCCCUCUUUCAGCCGGCUUCGCGAGUUUCACAAGAUUCUAGCCGCCCUCAGGGGGAUCUACAGUCGUAUCCAUGAAGGCAGAGGAAGGCUGGAGGGCGCUUCUGCCACAGGUGGCACCUCUACCGGCGGGCCUAGCGCUGCUGCGGACGGUGCGAAGUCGGAAGCUGGAGCAGAGGAAGGAGGGUCAACGCCGUCGACGACGCUGGAUAAAACGCGCUGCAAAGAUGCAAUCCAGCGCUUGAUCCUCAGUGUGCACUACCAGUGCGAGGUCUUUACCGGAUUUAGGAUGGGAGGGGAUGCGAUUCUCGAAGAUGAAGAUGAUGAAGAGGAGGAGAAAGAGGAAAGGGAGCGAAAGCGUACCAGAGAGGAUGAAGCUGGAGCUGCACUUCUGGAAGGUGAAGGUCAGUCUGGGCAGACGUCCAUGGCCAAGAAGCAGCGCCUUGGACCGAGAGCGAGCGAUCAGCGCUCCCUUGGUGAGUUCUUCACACCUCCUGGGAAAGCAAAGGUUAUGAAGAGGCAGCAAACUGUGCGCUUUGGUCGGGAUGAGCAGGAGGGCGAGGAAGGGGAGACUAAUGUGGAAGAAGCAAAGGUCGAGGUGGAAGGAAAUGGGAAGAGUGCGGUAGACGAGCAAGCUAUUUAGUAGAGGCGUGGAGGCAGCACUCCUUUGUCUUCCAUUACACAUUCAAAUUGCAUAUGUACAAUACACUUCGUUCCAGCGGCUGAGAAGUCAUAAAUACAAGCUGUAUACAGACGUGGGACAGUACUCCACACUAGCUCGAGCAGAGUGACGAUUACCCGGCACUUGAUGUUCACUGCAUGUCCAGCCCAGCUUCACUCCCAUCAAAGGUCCUACCAGCCAGAACUUCCCUCUCCUCGUCUCUCCUCUGCUCUUCAGAUGCAGAUCCAGACGCAGCUCCGGCUGCAGCUCCUUUGCCCUUCUUCUUCUUCUUCCCCUUGCCUCCUUUCGUCGAAGUCUCCUCUCUAGGCGUCUCCUGCUCCUCCUGCUCCUCCUCUCCACCGCUAAACUCUACCUCUUCUUCCAAC